AUGGCCACACCAACCCCCACCCACCUUGCAUAUCAGCAUGACGCAAAGCUCCUCACUCUCCAAACAACCAUCCAGUCCCUCCGCCCAUUCCCAGAAACCGAAGAAGCCAACCGUGCCCUCUUCAAAACAGCCACGGACGAUGACUUCGUCCUCGUGACCAAAGACACCAUCUUCCACCCCCAAGGCGGUGGCCAGCCCUCCGAUGAAGGCAACAUCUUCCCCGCGGGGGCAGACGAGACCACCACCGAAUCCGCAGUUCUGCAAGUACUCGCCGCACGCAUGGAUGCCGUGAACGACGGCCAGGUGCUGCAUCUCGUCCGCUGCACACCCACCACCAAUCUCGCCGCGCUGAGCCCCGGCACGCCGGUCCUCCAAGUCGUCGACGCCGCCAAACGCUUGCUAUACUCGCGCCUCCACACAGCCGGUCACGUCCUCGGCUCCGCGGUCCGCCACCUCCUGCAACACACCGUGCCCGGCUUCGACGAGCUCAAGGCCUCGCACUUCCCGGACAGUGCGUCGUGCGAGUUCCGCGGCAGCAUCGAUGGCAGCUACAAGGGGGCCAUCCAGGCGCAGGUCGACGAUUACAUUGCGCGGGCGAUGCCGGUGGAGAUUGAGUUCUGGGCGGAGGCGGAUUUCGCGCGCGAGGGAGUGUUGCAUUUGCUGCCGGACCGGGCGCUCCUAUCGCCGGGCCAGGAUAAGUUCCGGGUGGUGCGGAUUGUGGGCGCGGAGGUUUAUCCGUGUGGCGGGACGCAUGUGGAGAGGACGGAUCUGUGCGGGGAGACGGUUGUGAAGAAGAUCUCGCGGAGUAAGGGCCAGAGUCGGGUGAGUUAUGCGGUGGUAGAGUCCCAGGAUAAAUGUUGA
This is a messenger RNA of Penicillium canariense, 861 nucleotides long. RefSeq names its product putative alanine--tRNA ligase. NCBI's taxonomy places the organism in Eukaryota, Fungi, Ascomycota, Eurotiomycetes, Eurotiales, Aspergillaceae. Gene Ontology annotation, molecular function: Ser-tRNA(Ala) deacylase activity; ATP binding; aminoacyl-tRNA ligase activity. The transcript has a single exon. Gene Ontology annotation, biological process: regulation of translational fidelity; tRNA aminoacylation. The record is from RefSeq and is a predicted model, not a curated record. Bases 1 to 861 code for a protein of 286 amino acids.